Molecule: messenger RNA, 1278 nt
Organism: Vanderwaltozyma polyspora DSM 70294
Lineage: Eukaryota; Fungi; Ascomycota; Saccharomycetes; Saccharomycetales; Saccharomycetaceae
Gene: MSS51
Product: Mss51p
Exons: 1
Coding region: 1-1278 (425 amino acids)
Biological process (GO): mitochondrial respiratory chain complex IV assembly
Cellular component (GO): extrinsic component of mitochondrial inner membrane
Source: RefSeq, a predicted model, not a curated record
AUGUCUACUGCUGUGAAAUUGCCUAUGAGGCUUGGGGCGGGCAGUUAUAGCCUGAUACAGAAGAGAUCUUUGAUGGGUUUUGUUAGAAAUGCUUUGGGUUUGGAUCCUCCUCCUUCUCCAGACGACCCAACUCCAGAGAAUAGAUUCCAUCCUUGGGAUCAGUCACCUUGUGUCGACUUGCGUGAACGUGCUGCGAAGAUUAGAACUUUGGCUAAAUGUCCUGUCACUCACAAAGAUAUUAACUACACUUGUCCUUUAUCUGGAAUUCCAACUCAUCAUGACAAAGAAGCUUGGUUAAUGGAUAAAGAUUACCAUGAAUCAAAGAGAUAUGAAAUUUUGAAGAAGGUUAAUAUAUAUGAACAUGAUUUGAGAAGUGGGAGACCAUUCCCUGAGUUUGAUUUCCCUCAAGAUCAAGAUUACGAUCGUUUGAUUAAUUUGACUAAUUGGGAUUUGUUCUUUUACACACGUUCUUUCUAUUCAAUGGAUACAGAAUUUCAAUUAGCUGCUGUAACUAAGAUGUUGAGUUACCCAAUUACCAUUGGUUCUUUGUUACAUCAAUUCUCGCCAUAUUCUUUGAAUCCAAAGGGUCCUGUUACUUUGGAAGGUUUGAAAUCUUUGGCCGCUCUUCGUUAUACUCUAUAUCCGUAUCAAAAUAAAUCACAAAAUGUUAAAGUAAAUACAAGGGAUAGACCAAUGAGGAUUUUCAUCUUGGGGGCUAGAGCAGAAGCUCAAUUGCCAGGCCAUGUUUGGAAACAAUUCCAAUAUUUGUUCCCUGAACAAGAAUUCGAAAUCCAUUUCAUCGGUCCUGAAUGUUACUUGAACAAAGAAAAGAACCAAUAUAUCACAUCAUCUACUCCAAUAGUUAAGAAAGUUGAUGAUACUUUGAAAUUAGUUUUCCAUCCUGACUACUUUCAUGUUUUCCAUGAAGCUCAAGAUUUCUUCCCUUACGAUCCAUUUUUAGAUGUUUUCUUUACUUUCCAUCCUGGUUAUGCUUACCCUGAGACUACAGAAAUUUGGUUAGGUGAAACAAUGAAAGCUUUGCUAGACACCAAAUGUGCUAUUUUCACUACUGGUUUCAGCAAACAAGAUUUGUUACGUGAUAUUGAUGUCGUCAAGAAUAGGUAUGGUAACGAAUUAGAUAUGUUGAUGGAUCCAGUCAAGAAUGUCUUUGGAAGCACCAAAUGGGAAUUAAAUGAUAUGAAUCCACAAGAAGUUUACCAAUUCAAUAUGUAUAUUGCUGGUUUUAGGGGUAAGAGGUAUCAUGCAAUUGAAGUUUAA